Molecule: messenger RNA, 1460 nt
Organism: Esox lucius (northern pike)
Lineage: Eukaryota; Metazoa; Chordata; Actinopteri; Esociformes; Esocidae
Gene: cpa5
Product: carboxypeptidase A5
Biological process (GO): proteolysis
Molecular function (GO): zinc ion binding; metallocarboxypeptidase activity
Source: RefSeq, marked provisional
AUUGGCAAGAAUGAAGGGGCUGCUGGUUUUCACUGCGCUGUUUGUGGCUGUGUUCGGGAAGGAGACCUUCCAGGGAGACCAGGUCCUUCGUAUCACUGCGAAAGAUGAGGGCCAGCUCGCUCUCCUGAAGGAACUGGCUGGGAUGGAACAUCUCGAACUGGAUGUGUGGAGGGAACCCACUGACCUCUCCACACCCGUGGACAUCAGAGUCCCCAACAUCCACCUGCAGACUGUCAAGGCCUUCCUGGAGGCCGAAGACAUUCAAUACUACAUCAUGAUUGAGGACCUGCAGGUAAUGUUGGAUGAGGAACAGGAGCAGAUGCUCAAGGCUGCUCGCACCGCUGCCCCGAGGACCACCGAUGACUUUGACUACUCCAACUACCACACCAUUGACCAAAUCUACGCUUUCCAAGACAUGCUGGUAGCAGAAAACCCCAGCCUGGUCAGCAAAGUUGUGAUUGGCCAGAGCUACGAGCGCCGGCCCCUGACUGUGCUCAAGUUCAGCACUGGUGGAACGAACAAACCUGGCAUCUGGAUUGACACUGGAAUCCACUCCAGAGAAUGGGUCACUCAGGCUAGCGGCACCUGGUUUGCCAAGAAGAUUGUGACCGACUACGGACGUGACACUGCCCUCACCUCCAUCCUGAACAAGAUGGACAUCUUCCUGGAGGUCAUGACCAAUCCUGACGGCUUCGCCUACACCCAAACUAGUAACCGUAUGUGGCGUAAGACCAGGAAACCCAACCCUGGCUCUUCCUGUGUUGGAACUGACCCCAACAGGAACUGGGAUGCUGGUUUUGGGGGUCCUGGAGCCAGUUCCAGCCCAUGUUCUGAGACGUACCGUGGACCCAGUGCUCACUCCGAGUCAGAGGUCAAGUCUAUUGUGGACUUUGUUACAUCUCAUGGCAAACUGAAGUCCUUUGUGUCCAUCCAUUCCUACUCCCAGAUGCUCCUUUACCCCUACGGCUACACCAAGACCCCCUGCAAGGACCAGAAUGAACUGCACAACUUGGCCAAAAAAGCCAUCACUGACCUGGCUUCUCUGUACGGGACCUCCUACAGAUAUGGCAGCAUCAUCAACACAAUCUACCAGGCUAGCGGUGGCACCAUUGACUGGACCUACAACCAGGGCAUCAAGUACUCCUACACCUUUGAACUUAGAGACACUGGUCGCUAUGGUUUCAUCCUGCCAGCCAAUCAGAUCAUCCCUACUGCCAGAGAGACUUGGCUGGCUCUGAUGGCCAUCAUGAAGCACACCAGUGACAACACCAUGUAGAUUUCACCAUGACAGUGUUGCAAGUAAUCUGUCAGAACCAUCAUCUACUAGAAAAAAAAUAUUUUACUGAUUUCUCAUGGACAGAUUACCAGAAAUAUUUACUUGACUGUUUAGCCUUGGGUUAAGUAGAAUAUGGUUUGCUGUCCCAACGAUCAUGCUUUGCAAGAAAAUAAAAAGAAUCGAC